GAUCGCGUGGCUGUUCGGGCUCUUCAUCUCGACACGGAGUGUUAAAAGAGUCCGUGCCGUUGGAUUUUUUUUUAUUCUUCAUAGAAUCCCCGCAUUCUCUUGCGCUUGGCCGAGAGCGCCACCCCAGAUACAUUCCAAAUCCGCCCUCCCUCGUCCUCUUUUGGCGCUGCGCUCGGCGCGCUAACCGAUUGAUUUUCCUCGCGCGUCUUCUAAAAGCCGCUCCGCCCCUAGUGCUUCGAGGUGUCGCCUUCGCGCGAGUCGCACAGACCGCGCGCGCACUGCGCGUGGAUGCGCGCUGGCGGCGGAGUGCCCACACUGGACCCCACCGCUGCGCGCCAGUCGUGCACGCAGCGGCACCAGCAGCUGACGGGUUCGCUCUGAAGAGGCGGAGCGGGGAGGUGUGGGUGUGGGUGGGGGGUAGUCUGUGUUUGUCGCGUGUACCUCCUGUGUAUGUGCGUGGUGCUGCUGUGCUUGCGCGACUCAUCCGAGGCUCGAAGCCCGCAGCCCCCAGAACGAUCUCUCUCUCUCUCUCGCUCGCUCUCUUCCGGCCACUCAGAGGAGAGAGCAAACGCAGCGUGAGGCUCAUGCUGGGGUGUGCGGUGGUGGUGUGGGGAGGAGGAGGAGGAGGGCUGGUAUGCGAAGAGUAUAAUGUCAGAAAUCGCACCGCUUUGGGAGAGCGGAGUGGCAGAGUGUUGGGCAUAAAUCAGGCGAGCUGAAUUCCAGCAAACAUCGCACGCCGCUCCGCUAAGCCUGCCCACCGCUGCCGCAGACAGACAGCCUCGCGCUCUCCUCCUUCCCCCCCCCCCCCCCGCCUUCUGCCGUCUCUCUGCUGCUCCACCGUACCCUAUUCCCCGUCACACGUCAGCUGACAGCUUGGGGAGCGAUGGGGGAGAUGCCGUUACGCAACCCCGGUGACGACGAGGAUUCCAUCUCCACGAGAAUCGUGCGGACUCCGCGAGACCACACCGCAGCAGCCACAGCGGCUGUCAUCGCCGCUGACAUGGCCCCGGGGGCCGCAUCGCAGCGGUCACCGCUGCCGCCGCCUCGGCUGCCAGCCCCUGCCCACAACCACGAGGGUGAAGGAGAGGGCAUCGAGACGCCCGGGUCGCCGGGCACCCCGUGGGGGAGGCCCCGGCGCGGCAGGGCGCCCGCGACCUCGCGCGCCAGCGCCCCGGGGGCUCAUCCGCGCGGCAGCGCUUCGGCCGAGAUUCACGCGGGUAUGGGCGAGCGGUCCGCCGAGCGCAGCAGCGAUGCCGAGCCCCUGUCUACGGCCACACGAAGCCGUGCUGGCAGUCGUGAUGGCGAUGAUGAUGGUGGUGGUGGUGAUUAUGGUGGUGGUGGUGUUGCUGAUUCAACGAGCAACACCACUUCGUGCCAAGAUGAUGGGAGCGUCAGUCGCUCGUCUGUCGGGACGCCUGCAAACCGCGGCUGCGCUCCGAGGCAGGAAGCACCGCGGACGUCCACCUCCUCCUGCCCCACCUCCUCCUGCUCCACCUCGUCCACGACGGGAGCCGCGCCGCCGCCACGCGGAGCCAGCUCCACCUGCGCCUUGCCCUGCGUGCUCUGGAACUUUGCCCUUCUCAUCCUGCUCGCCUCCAUGGGCAGCGCGCGAGGUGAACUCUGCGGAGGGUUGCUGAAGGGGAGCAACGGGACGGUGGAAAGCCCCGGCUACCCCUACGGAUACCCCAACGGCGCCAACUGCACGUGGAUCAUACAGACGGAGGAGCCCAACCGCAUCCAGCUGGUCUUCCUCUCCUUCGCCCUAGAGGAAGACUACGACCUGCUCGUCGUCUUCGAGGGCCAGCCCAGCCAAGGGAACCUGCGCAUGAGGUUGACAGGGUUUCAGAUGCCAGCACCAAUCAGCAGCUCCACCAACAUGCUGUCUCUCCGGCUCACGAGUGACUUCGCCAUCAGUGGACAAGGCUUCAAGCUAAAUUACGAAGUUUUGCAGAGCAGCGCGUGCGGCAACCCGGGCGCUCCGCCGCACGGCACGGUGCACGGCGCCGGCUUCGGCGUGGGCGACGAAAUCCGCUACGGCUGCGUGCCGGGCUACGUGCUGGAGGGGCACGCCGUGCUCACGUGCGUCUCCGGCGCCGAGAGCCUCGCCUCCUGGGACUUCCCCGUGCCGCACUGCAAGGCCGAGGGGGCCUGCGGGGGAACGCCGCACGGCCCCAGCGGCACCAUCAGCAGCCCGGGCUUCCCCAACGAGUACGACAACAAAGCGUCGUGCACGUGGCUCGUGCUGGGCGUGCCGGGCGACACCGUGUCGCUCGUCUUCACCGACUUCCAGCUCGAGGCCGGCUACGACUUCCUGGAGGUGUCCGGCGCGGAGCUCCCCUCCGUGUGGCUGACCGGAAUGACCUUGCCUUCCCCCAUCACGAGCAACACACACUGGCUGAGACUCCACUUCACGUCCGAUGGCAGCCACCGUCGGAAAGGCUUCAGCGUCCAGUACCUCGUAAAACAAGCGAUUGAUAUGAAGUCAAGAGGAGUGAAAUUAUUCCCGGGAAAAGAAAAUAAUCACAAGUAUGCCGUCUCGAGCGAGGGAGGCAUUGCCCAGGCAUCGAAUAUUUGCCCAGAACCAGAGGUCCCACGGAACGGAGUACGUUUGGGGUCCGACUUCAGGCUCGGUGCCACGGUGCAGUUCGCGUGCGACGAGGGCUUCGUCUUGCUCGGCUCCAAGAGCGUCGUGUGCCAGCGCCUGGCGGACGUGUUCGCUGCGUGGAGCGAUCAGUCCCCGCAGUGCAAAGCUCAGAACUGCGGUGAGAAUGUUCAAGGUCCCAGUGGGAUCAUCUUCUCACCCAACUACCCGGGCUUCUAUGACGGUGAUUCCCACUGUGUGUGGAUCGUCGCUGCUGUCAACCCCGACAAGGUUAUCCAACUCCAGUUUGAAGAAUUCGAUUUGGAGAAAGGUUACGAUUCGUUGGUCAUCGGAGAUGGAGAUGAGCCGGGGGAUCCCAGAUCCGUUCUCAACGUUCUUUCAGGAGGCGAAGUACCUGACCUUAUAGUGAGCAUUAGCGGUCACCUGUGGAUAUAUUUGCAGACGGAUGAAACUAUUGGCUCACUGGGCUUUAAGAUUAAUUAUCAAGAAAUUGAGAAGGGCACCUGUGGAGACCCCGGAACUCCGGCCUACGGGCGACGAGAGGGCUCGUCCUUUGUGCACGGCGACCGGCUGACGUUCGAGUGCCACCCGGCGUUUGAGCUGGUGGGAGAGAAGAGCAUUGCCUGUCAGAGCAAUAACCAAUGGACAGCCAACAUGCCCAAGUGCAUAUUUUCGUGCUUCUUCAACUACACCGCACCGGUUGGCAUCGUACUUUCCCCCAACUACCCGGAUGGUUACGGUGGACACCUCAACUGCGUCUGGCUCAUCAUCACCGAGCCCAACAGCCGCGUCCACAUCACGUUCAACGACUUCGACGUGGAGACCCCGUUCGACUUCUUGACCGUCCGCGAUGGCGAGGAGGAGGAGGGCGACAUCCUGGGCACGUUCACGGGGAGCGCCGUCCCGACGCACCUGUCCAGCAGCGGGCACGUCGCACGCCUCGAGUUCCACACGGACCACUCCAUGUCCGGCCGUGGCUUCAACAUCACCUACAACACCUUUGGUUACAACGAAUGCCACGACCCUGGAAUCCCCAUCAACAGCCGCCGUUUUGGAGACAGCUUUACACUUGGCAAGUCCGUCUUCUUUGUGUGCGAGAACGGAUUCAUGCGGACACAGGGCUACGAGAGCAUCACCUGUGUGCUGCAGGACGGGAAUAUACACUGGAGCUCAACCAUACCCAAGUGUGAAGCUCCCUGCGGAAGUCAUCUGACGGCGCCCAGUGGCACCAUCUUUUCCCCCGGAUGGCCGAGCUCCUACAAGGACUCCCUCACUUGUGAAUGGGUCAUAGAGGUGAACAAAGGGAAUGCCAUAAAAAUUACAUUCCAGAGGUUCCAGACUGAGCCCAACUACGAUGUGCUGGAGGUGCACGACGGCAGCUCGGCGUACUCCCCGGUGCUCGGCGCGUUCCACGGCACGCAGGUGCCACUCUUCCUCGUCAGCAGCGGAAACCACCUCUUUCUGCUCUUCACGACGGACAGCAGCCACUCCGGGAUGGGCUUCCAGCUGCACUACGAACGGGUGACGUGGGACGCGCACUCCUGCCCCGAUCUGCCCGUUCCGGUGCACGGCCGGCGACUGGGUGGCGAUUUUUCCAUCGGCUCGUCCGUGGAAUUCUCCUGCGAGCCAGGAUUUUCACUCAGCCACGACCUUCCCCUGACCUGCCAGGACAACCACCAGUGGACACAGCAGCUGCCGACCUGCGAUGCCCUGUGCGGAGGAUAUAUAAAGGCAUCGACGGGAACCAUUCUGUCACCGAGGUUCCCCAACUUCUAUCCCAAUUCCCUGAACUGCACGUGGACUGUGGAAGUGUCACAUGGCAAAGGGGUCAAGUUCACGUUCCACACGUUGCACCUGGAGAGCCAGCACGACUACCUGCUGGUGACGGAGAGUGGCAGCUUCGCGUCCCCCCUGGCACGGAUCACGGGCGCCGCCCUCCCGCCGCCUCUCAGCGCCGGGACGCUCGGCAACUACCAGGCCCAGCUGCGCUUCGUCUCUGACUUCUCCAUGUCUUACGAAGGCUUCAACAUCACGUUCAGCGAGUACGAGCUUGAGCCGUGCAGGGACCCGGGCGUGCCGGCGCUCGGCUCGCGCCUGGGCUCGGGGCUGCUGGUGGGUGACGCCGUCGUCUUCUUGUGCGACGCUGGCUACCGCCUCGAGGGGGCGGCUCGCCUCGUGUGCUUGGGCGGCGGCCGCCAGGCGUGGAGCGCCCCGCUGCCACGGUGUGUUGCCGAGUGCGGGACGUCGUUGCGAGGGGACGAUGGAGUCCUGCUGUCACCCAACUAUCCGCUGGUGUACGGCAACAACCAUGAGUGCGUGUACGACAUCGCUGUGGCCCCGGGCCACGGCGUCCAGCUGGCAGCGGUGCACUUCCGCCUCGGCCGCGGAGAUGCGCUCACGGUGUACGAUGGACUGGACGGCUCCUCGCGAGUCCUCGGAGACUUCACUGGCACCGCCAUGCAGGACUCCAUCAUCAACAGCACCUCCAACCACCUGCACCUGGAGUUCAACUCGGAUGGCGACGUGGUGGACGGAGGGUUCCGGCUUGUGUACACGAGCUUUGAGCUUCUCAGGUGCGAAGACCCGGGCGUGCCCGAAUUCGGACACGUCGUUGCGGACGAGGGGCACUUCGCUGGCAGUAGCGUUACGUUUGGCUGCGACCCGGGCUACACGCCGCACGGGCGCACCGUGGUGACGUGCCUCACCGGGGAGCGGAGAGUCUGGGACUUCCCCUUGCCUUCGUGCCUCGCGGAGUGUGGCGGAGCCAUCACGGGUGUGUCCGGGGGGACCAUCCUGUCCCCCGGGUACCCCAACGCGUACGAGCACAACCUGCACUGCGAGUGGACGAUCGAGGUGAACCCGGGAUUCACCAUCAGUCUGCACUUCCAGGUGUUCGAUACGGAGGCGUCGCACGACGAGCUGCGGAUCUGGGACGGCAGCGCGGAGAGCGGCAUCCUCCUGCGUGAGCUCAGCGGCCCCGUGCUGCCCGACACCGUGCACAGCACUCUGCACCUCGUCACGCUGCACUUCAACACGGACUUCUUCAUCAGCAGGCCCGGCUUCGCGCUGCGCUUCACCUCUUCGGUGGCGUCCGAGUGCCGGGACCCGGGCGUGCCGACCAAUGGGUCGCGCAGCGGCGACGGGCGUCGGCCGGGGGACAGCGUGCUGUUCCAGUGCGACCCGGGCUACGCUCUGCAGGGACCGCCCCGCAUGACCUGCGUGCAGGCCGAGAGCCGCUUCUUCUGGCAGCCUUCGCUGCCCAUCUGCGUCGCGCCGUGCGGUGGUAACUUGACUGGCCCUGCAGGAUUCAUUCUGUCACCAAAUUACCCCCAGCCCUAUCCUCCCAGCCACGAAUGCCACUGGACAAUCACGGUCAACGAGGACUUCGUUGUGGCCCUCUCGUUUUUAAGCCUGAACCUGGAGGCCAACUACGACUUCCUGCACGCGUACGACGGGGGCGACGUGCUGGCGCCGCUGCUGGGGAGCUUCCACGGCUUGCAGCUCCCGGGCCGCGUGGAGAGCGGUGGCAACGUCAUGCACCUCGCAUUCCACAGCGACAAGACCAUCAACGCGGGCGGCUUCCACAUCGAAUACCGCGAGAAACCACGGGAGUCGUGCUUCGACCCCGGAAGCAUCGCGAACGGUUCGCGCCUGGGCUCCGACCUGCGCCUGGGCUCGAGUGUGACGUUCUCCUGCGGCACGGGAUACUCGCUGCACGGCUAUUCCACGCUGCUGUGCAUCAUGGGGGACGACGGGAGGCCAGCGUGGAACCGGCCCCUCCCGGCCUGCCGCGCCCCGUGCGGAGGUCACAGCACGGGCCAGGAGGGCUCCAUCCUCUCCCCCAACUACCCGGGCAACUACAGCGUGAUGCAGAGCUGCUUCUACUCCGUCACGGUCCCCAACGAGCACGUAGUCUUUGGACAAUUCAAGUUUUUCCAGACGGGGCUGAGCGACCUUGUGGAGGUUUAUGACGGCGCCUCGCAGAAGGCCGGACUCCUCAGCUCACUCUCCGGAGCGCACUCCGGAGAGACCCUCCCGCUCAGCUCCGGCAAUCAAAUCACCCUGACAUUCACGUCGAGUCACGAUGCAUCCGGAAAAGGAUUUCACUUUGUCUACCAAGCUGUGCCAAGAACAAGUUCCGAUCAGUGCAGCUCCGUGCCCGAACCAAAGUUUGGCCAGAGGCUGGGGAACAGCUUCAGUGUGGAUUCUGUGCUGCGAUUUGAGUGCAACUCUGGAUACAUUCUGCAAGGAGCCAGGGCGAUCCAAUGCCAAAAGGUGCCCAACUCCCUGGCACAGUGGAACGAAUCCUAUCCCACCUGUGUCGCUGCGUGGCAGGCAUGUCUAAUGGAUCAACUGUGUGUUGCAGUGCCCUGUGGGGGAAACCUGACAGAGCUAAAAGGGGCCAUUCUCACUCCGGGUUUCCCCGAGCCGUAUGAUAACAAUUUGAAUUGUGUUUGGAAAAUUACGGUGCCCGAGGGCGCUGGGGUGAAGAUGCAUGUAUUCAGCUUUGCUACCGAGCAGAACUGGGAUGCUCUGGAGAUAUACGAUGGAGGGGAUGCCAAUUCUCCCAGGUUGGGAAGCUUCUCCGGCACGUCGAUCCCAGCUGUACUGAACAGUACAUCAAAUAGCCUCUAUCUUCACUUCCACUCGGACAUAAGUGUGUCUGCAGCUGGAUUUCACAUCGAAUACACAGCCGUAGGCCUUGCAUCGUGUCCUGAGCCAGAGCUCCCAACAAACGGGGUCAAAGUUGGCGACCGUUACCUGGUGAACGACGUCGUGAUGUUCCAGUGUGAGCAGGGCUACACGCUGCAGGGACCCACGCAUGCCACAUGUAUGCCCGGUCCUGUGCGUCGCUGGAAUUUUCCACCUCCUCUCUGCAUCGCUCAGUGUGGCGGAGUGCUCACCGAGCUGACUGGGGUUAUUCUAAGUCCGGGAUUUCCGGGAAACUACCCCAGCAACCUGGACUGCACCUGGAAGGUUCUCCUGCCCAUGGGAUAUGGCGCUUACUUCGCGUUUGUCAACUUCUCGACGGAGCCGCUGCACGACUUCGUGGAGAUCCUGAGCGGGCCCCCAGAGGCGCAGGAGGCCAUCGGGCGCUUCAGCGGCGCGCGGCCCCCGGCGCCGGCGCUGAGCACAACGCACGACACGACGGUGCACUUCCAGAGCGACUACUCACAGAACAAGCAAGGCUUCCGACUCUCCUUCCAGGCCUACCAACUGAGCUCGUGCCCUGACCCGAACCCUUUCCGCAACGGGCUGGUGAUGGGCGCCGAGUAUACCGUGGGAAGCUCCGUCUCCUUCCGCUGCCUGCCCGGCUACACCCUGGUGGGCCACCCCAUCCUGUCGUGCCGCCAUGGACGCAGUCGCAACUGGGACCACCCCAUCCCCACAUGCCAAGCCAUGUGCGGAGGAAACAUGACGGACCUGAAUGGCACCAUUUACUCUCCGGGGUAUCCGGACGAGUACCCGGACUUUCAGGACUGCUACUGGCUCAUCAAGGUCCCGCUGGGAUAUGGCGUGUUCGUCAACUUCACACAGCUGCACACCGAGCCUGUCUACGACUACAUCACCGUCUGGGAUGGACUGGACCAGGACUCUCCGCAACUCGGCCAGUUCAGUGGCAACACGGCGCUGGAGUCGGUGCGCAGCACUUCUCACCAGGUCCUCGUGAAGUUCCACAGCGACUUCUCCACCAGCGGCUUCUUCGUGCUCAGCUACCAAGUUUAUCAACUGAUGUCGUGCGUGGUGCCCUCCACUGGGGCCCACUCUGAAGUUCUCACCGAGACCGAGGAGUUCGCAAUAGGUAAUGUGAUUAAGUACAGAUGUUUGCCUGGGUUCACGCUUGUCGGAAAGGAAGAGAUAACAUGCAAACUUAAAUCACGCCUCGAACCAGAUGGGACUCCGCCGUCAUGUGAAGCUCAGUGCCCAAACAACGAGGUCCGCACGGCGAGCUACGGCGUCAUUUUGAGCCCCGAGUUUCCAAGAAACUAUCCAAACUUUCAGAUGUGCACGUGGACGGUCUCCGUCGAGAGGGGUUACAACAUCACCGUGUCGGUGGAGUUUUUCCAGAGCGAGAAAGAAUACGACUUGCUGGAAAUAUUUGACGGCAUCAACAGCGAGAGCCCCGUGCUGCUGGCUUUAAGCGGCAACCACUCACACCCCAUGAACGUGACCAGCCACGGCCACCACGUCCACCUGCGGUGGGCGGCCGACCAGGCCACGAAUAAGAAAGGCUUCCGCAUCCGAUAUGGAGCGGCCUACUGCAGCACCCCCCCACCGCCCCAGCACGGCUCCCUGCAGAGCCAGAUCGGGGGCCACGUGGGCGGCACGGUGCGCUGGGUGUGCGACCCCGGCUACCGCAUGGUGGGGCGCGGCUCGGCCGUGUGCCGGAGCACGCCGCAGGGCUGGCUGUACUGGGAUGGCCCGGUGCCGGCCUGCCAAGCAAUUACAUGCGGUGUCCCUAACCUGCCGGACAAUGGCAUUGUAGUAGGAGCUGAGCACACAGUGGGAUCCGAGGUGACGUACCGGUGCAACCUGGGGUGGAUGCUGUCGCCCGGAGAUUCCAUCAGUGCCGAGUGCCUUGCAAGCGGCGAGUGGAGCAACAAGAACAGGCCCCCGGUCUGUGCCGUGGUGACGUGUCCCAGCAUCAGCAGAUUCGUGUUGACGAACGGGAACUGGCGAUAUCUUGGCGAGCCCAAAAAUGAGUACAGGUCGCAGGUGCUGUUCGCUUGCAACCCUGGGUACCACCUGCAAGGCCUCAAAACCAUCACCUGUGAAGCUAACGGAAUGUGGAGUUGGCCUUCUAAGCAACCGCAGUGUGAAAUCAUAUCGUGCGGCGAACUGCCGACGCCUCCCAACGGAAAUAAAGUUGGCACGCAGACCUGGUUCGGUUCCACCGCCAUCUUCUCGUGCAACUCGGGGUACACGCUGGCGGGCUCGCCGGGGAGGGAGUGCCUCAGCACCGGGUUGUGGAGCGGCGUCGACGCCAGCUGCAUCGCGGGCCACUGUGGGGUGCUGGAGCCCAUCGUGAAUGGGCAGGUGGUCGGGGAGAGCUACGGUUACAGGGACACGGUCGUGUACCAAUGCAGCCCUGGAUUCCGUCUCAUUGGCUUCUCCGUCAGGAUUUGCCAACAGGACCACAACUGGUCUGGGAAUUCGCCAGCGUGCGUGCCAAUCAGCUGCGGACACCCGGGCAGUCCUGUGCAUGGCAUCGCUCACGGCGGACGAUUCAAUCUGGACGACGUGGUGGGUUUCUCCUGCGACGUGGGCUUCGUAAUCCACGGACCAGAGAGCACUCAGUGUCUGCCCAGCGGGCAGUGGAGCGACCCCUUGCCGGUUUGCAAAGUGGUGAACUGCACUGGUCCGGCGCACGUGGAAAACUCCUACCUGGAGAUCAAGAACAAAAACAAAAUGUUUACGUACGGGACACUCGUGUCGUACCACUGCAAACCGGGCUACUAUCUCAUGGGCUCCUCGACUCUCAGCUGCCAGCCCAGCGGCCAGUGGGACAAGCCGCCUCCCGUGUGCACCGUGGUGAACUGCAGUCACCCAGGCUUGCCGCCGCACGGCAUCUUGGCGGCCGAGGGCUUCACGUACGGAUCCUCGGUGACGUACUCGUGCUCCGAGCGCAGGGCGCUCCUGGGCCACCCCACGCGCACGUGCCAGGCCAGCGGCCACUGGUCUGGCUCCACGCCCCUUUGCUCUGGCGACGGCCACGGGGCGUGCGGGGAUCCCGGGGUGCCGCCGCACGGCUCCAGGCGAGGCGGUGCCUUCCGGACGGAGAGCGUGGUGAGCUUCUCGUGCGACGACGGCUACGUCCUGCGCGGCUCGGAGCGCCGCUCGUGCCUCGCCAACGGCAGCUGGUCGGGGACGCAGCCAGACUGCAGAGCGGUGUCGUGCGGGAAUCCGGGCAUCCCCGUGAGCGGCGUGAUGGCGAGCUGGGCCGGCGCGGUGUUCCCCGACUCGGUGACGUAUGCGUGCCGGGACGGCUUCCGCAUGCUGGGCCAGCGCACGCGCCACUGCUCCGCCAACGGCACGUGGAGCGGCAGCCUCCCCAGCUGCAUCGUCAUUACCUGUGGCGAUCCUGGAACACCGGCUAACGCGGUACGGACAGGCGUGGACUUCACCUUUGGCCAUAACGUCACUUACCGGUGUCACCCGGGCUACACCAUGGAGCCCACAACUCAAAGCCAACGUGUUUGCACCAAGGAAGGCGUCUGGUCUGGAAAUCUGCCUCUGUGUAAAAUCAUCCGGUGCCAGGAGCCGCCUGUCGUGAUGCACGGGAGACGGGAGAGCGGCGACUUCACCUGGGGCUCGGCGGUCGCCUACGGCUGCCUCGCGGGCUACCAGCUCUCGCACAGCGCCACGCUGUUCUGCGAGGGCCGCGGGGAAUGGACCGGGGAGCUCCCUCAGUGCCUCCCCAUGUUCUGCGGAGACCCAGGCGUCCCCGCCAACGGCGAGCGACAAGGCAGGAGUUUCACCUUCCAAUCGGAGGUCUCCUUCACGUGCGCCUCUCCGCUGGUGCUGGUCGGCUCUGCCAAGCGCGUGUGCAUGGCCAGCGGGAUGUGGAGCGGCACUCAGCCGCGUUGCAUCGAAGCAUCUCACACGACCUGCACCAACCCCGGCACGCCUCACAACGGAUUUCAGAACUUCUCCCUGGGAUAUCAGGUUGGGAGCACCGUGUCAUUCGAGUGCAAGAAGGGGUUCCACAUCCAGGGGUCAAGUACUCGGACCUGCCUCCCCGACCUCACGUGGAAUGGCCUCCAGCCCGAGUGUGUCUCGCACAGAUGCAGCCAGCCGGAGACUCCAGCCUACGCCGACGUCCGGGCGCAGGACGUCGCGCAGCUGGGCUACACGCUGCUCUACUCGUGCCAGCCCGGCUACUACCUGAGCGGCGGCUCGGAGCACCGCACCUGCGACCCCGAGGGUGCCUGGUCGGGAAAGCCGCCCCUCUGUCACGCUGGAAUAAAGCAGAAGGAGAAGACGAGCGUGUCUCUACUUGGGACGACCGGAUUCAAGCCAGCGGUGCCCGACAGCAUCUUCGCCGAGAACCACACGUGGAGAGGAUUCUACGACUACCUGGGGAAGAAGCAGCCACUCUCCCUGAGCGCCCCCGAGUUCAACCUGAGCAGUUUCCGCGUGAACCUCACCUUCUCGGAUCGCGCCGUCGAUCUCAGGCUCUCCGGAAUAUACAAGCGGCAAGAAGCCAGACUGACGCUGCACAUAUUCACGAUCACAAGCCAAACGCAGACUUCUGCCACGAAAUUCAAGGAUGAAAACUGGGUCAUGGACGGAUACGUGUCUGCGGAACACGGAAGCUACGUCUAUCAGGGGUUCAUCCACGCGAAAGGCUUCGGGCAGUUUGGAGUGCAGCGUCUGGGCCUAACGGAGCCUGGGGGCUGGCGAGAGUCGGGCGUUACCCGCAGGGGCACCAGCAGCAGCUCCGUGGCCAUCGCCAUCCUCGUGCCAUUCUUCGCUCUCAUCUUCGCAGGCUUCGCCUUCUAUCUGUACAAGCAGAGAACGAGGCCGAAGGCAAGGUUCAGAAGCUGCACGGGACACGAAAGCUCCAACGGGCAAGCGUCGUUUGAGAACACGAUGUACGACACGAACGCAAGGCCCGGCGAGAGCAAAGCGGUGCGGUUCGACCCGGCGCUGAACACGGUGUGCACCAUGGUAUAGCAUCGCCCGGCGCAGUCCGCCACAACACCCUGCGAAGUAACUCUGCCGAUACGUUUGAAGUUCCUGGAGAGCCGCUUACAAUCUGUGGACUGUUGAAUGAGGUUUUUUUUUUGGGCUCUACGUUUCACUGCAUGCUCUCAGACACUUCCGAGAGAGCGAGAGAGUGUUUCGGUUCUGGCCCGCAAAAAAUUGAUCUCUCCAAAACGUCUAUUUAUUUCGGGCAAACAUUUUUACCGGACGUCGGGACAAAAGGGCAUUUGCUCGCGCGUGCGUCGUGUGCUCGUAUGCGCCAAACGGGGUGUGUGCACAGAGGAUGGAAAUACAAUAUAUAUUUAAUUAAACGUUUUAAAGGCUGGGGGUUUGUUUUUUUCUUUCCCAAGAGUCACAUUGUAUUUGAUGAGUAACAUUAAAAACUGUCGCUCCUUCAAGAGUCACGUGAAAGUUUUCAGAGGAAUGGCAUCGAAGUCACCGACUGUGAUCUGCAAGUCACCGGGGUAAUUGUGACGUCUCGGUGAAGGGUUCUCCCGCUGCAGGAAGGAGCAGUUACAGGUAUGCCUGGAUUGUUACGAAAGGGAUGCGAUGCAGUUCUUCAGAAGAACAGGCGCACUACGGCAUUUCGUCAAUCGCUGCGGCUUUCCCCCAUUAAUUUAAUAAGAAAAAUCCGGGACGUGUUUCUCAGAAACAGCCGUUCCGCAUCUACUCCUAACCCAAAAAAAUACGCGCCUCAAUCUUCACAAAAGCAACAAAAGUCAUAAUAAAGAACGUAAAUAUUAAAACGAAUGAAUAAUACUUAAUUUAAAAUAAACAAAUUUAACCUUUUCAGA
Petromyzon marinus (sea lamprey) is the source of this 13104-nucleotide messenger RNA. Its product is annotated as CUB and sushi domain-containing protein 3-like. The record is from RefSeq and is a predicted model, not a curated record. Lineage: Eukaryota; Metazoa; Chordata; Hyperoartia; Petromyzontiformes; Petromyzontidae.